AUGGGCAGCAUAAGGCUUUGGUUGUCGCUAUGUCUCUUUGUUGGGACAAUGGCACCCAUCAUGGGUGAAGACCCUUACUUCUAUUUCACAUGGAAUGUCACCUAUGGCACUCUAUCUCCAGCGGGUGUGCCCCAACAAGUUAUUCUGAUCAACAACGAAUUCCCAGGACCCAACAUCAAUUCGACGAGCAACAACAACAUCGUUGUUAACGUAUUCAACAACCUCGACGAACCUUUCCUCUUCCAUUGGAUGGGGAUCCAGCAAAGGAAGAAUUCGUGGCAAGACGGGGUGGCGGGAACAAACUGCCCCAUUCUUCCGGGGACAAACUUCACAUACCAUUUCCAAGUGAAGGAUCAAAUAGGAAGCUACUUCUACUACCCGAGCUUGGGCAUGCACAGAGCAGCCGGUGGCUUCGGUGGGCUUCGCGUGAAUAGCCGGUUGCUGAUCCCCGUCCCCUACGCAGAUCCAGAGGACGAUUACACCGUCUUAAUCGGUGACUGGUACACCAAGAGCCACUCCACUCUAAGCAAACUCUUGGACAGUGGACGCGCCCUUGGUAGACCCCAAGCCGUCUUAAUUAACGGCCAAAACGCCAAAGGUGACGGAAGCGACCAACCCCUCUUCACAAUGAUCCCCGGAAAGACCUACAAAUACAGAAUCUGCAACGUGGGCCUGAAAAGCUCCCUCAACUUCAGAAUCCAAAACCACCCCAUGAAGCUUGUUGAAUUGGAAGGGUCCCACACAGUCCAAAACCUUUACGAUUCCCUUGAUGUUCAUUUGGGGCAAUGCUUCGGUGUGCUCGUAACUGCUGACAAAGAACCAAAGGAUUAUUACAUGGUUGCUUCCUCCAGGUUCACCAAAACCAUUCUCACUGCAAAGGGUAUCAUCCGUUACACCAACGGCAAGGGCCCUGCUUCCUCCGAAAUCCCUGAGGCUCCUGUGGGCUGGGCCUGGUCUCUUAACCAAUUCCGUUCCUUCCGUUGGAACUUGACCGCUAGUGCUGCCAGGCCCAAUCCUCAGGGCUCUUACCAUUAUGGCCAGAUUAACAUUACCCGCACCGUCAAGCUUGUUAACACCGUCAGCAGGGAAGAUGGAAAGCUUCGUUACGCUCUUAACGGGGUUUCUCAUGUUGAAGGUGACACCCCUCUCAAGCUCGCUGAAUACUUCGGAAUCCCCGAUAAGGUUUUCAAGUACGAUUCUAUUUCCGAUAACCCGGAAAACCUUGCCACCGCUGUUACUGUUCAGCCCAAUGUCGUUCGCUUCGCACACCGCACCUACAUUGAGAUCAUCUUCGAGAACCACGAAAAGAGCGUUCAGUCUUAUCACUUGAACGGUUACUCCUUCUUCGCUGUCGCCAUUGAGCCAGGGAAAUGGAGCCCAGCCAAGAGGAAGAACUAUAACCUUCUUGAUGCAGUGAGCAGGCACACAAUGCAAGUGUUCCCAAAAUCAUGGGCUGCUAUCAUGUUGACAUUCGACAAUGUUGGAAUGUGGAAUCUGAGGUCUGAGAUUGCUGAGAAUCGUUACUUGGGUCAACAACUUUACAUUAGUGUUAUAUCCCCUGAACGUUCUCUGAGGGAUGAGUACAAUAUUCCAGAGAAUUCGUUGAUCUGCGGCCAAGUCAAGGAUCUGCCAAACCCACCACCAUAUACCUAA
This is a messenger RNA of Abrus precatorius (Indian licorice), 1653 nucleotides long. Its product is annotated as L-ascorbate oxidase homolog. Bases 1 to 1653 code for a protein of 550 amino acids. Lineage: Eukaryota; Viridiplantae; Streptophyta; Magnoliopsida; Fabales; Fabaceae. Gene Ontology annotation, molecular function: copper ion binding; oxidoreductase activity. The transcript has 2 exons. The record is from RefSeq and is a predicted model, not a curated record.